AUGCCCAACCAACCCACCCAAAUCCGCCCCUCCAACCCCUCCUCCCCCACGCCCUCCGCCUCAACUUCAACCUCCUCCACCUCCCCCACCGACCCCCCCUUCUCCAGCACCUCACUCCUCACCCCGCAUCAAAAGCACAUCCUAUCGCACUAUCUCGUCCGCCACCGCAGCGAAACCGAAGCCAUGAACACGCUCGUCGCGCUGGAAAUAAGCGUGAGGCGCGAGCGCGACGAGCCGGGGGUACGGUAUCUAGAGCGGUUCGUGGCGCGAGUGAGGAUGCGGCUGGUUGGGUAUCGGGAGGAGAGGAGGAGGGCUGAGGCGAGGAUUGCGGCCGAGGUGGAGAGGUUGAGGGGGGUGGUAGGGGAGGGGAGGGGGGUUGCGAGAAUGCAGGUGGAGGAAGUGAGGAGGGUUAUGGGGAAGGAGAGGGGGAGGGGAGUGGAGUGUUUGCGGUAG
Bipolaris maydis ATCC 48331 is the source of this 453-nucleotide messenger RNA. Lineage: Eukaryota; Fungi; Ascomycota; Dothideomycetes; Pleosporales; Pleosporaceae. The record is from RefSeq and is a predicted model, not a curated record.